CUAAGCGUAUUAUAAAUGACGCGUGACCUAAACUACAAGUCCGACCUUUUUGUUGUUUAAAAAUCUGCUUUGAUGUUUUCAUUUGUUAGUGAGAAGGAAACGAAAAGAAUCACACGCAGCAAUUGGAACGUUCUAACUAAAUGUGACGUGCCGUUCUGUCACAUCACCUGUCGUGACGUAAUAAGACAGGUUACCCACUGGUAAUCACAACAUGGGGGGGUGGGUGAUCACGCACUUGGUCCAAUAGGAAAUAUUUUGACUUUUAAAAUGUUGUCAUUAGAAUCAUACACAGAGAACGAGGAUAUCCCCGCAUAUGAGAACCACAUUCUGUCUGAUAUCUACCUGGUACAGAAUCUGAAGGGACAGGGCACCUUUGGGAAAGUGGCCCACUGUAUAAAAUUAGACACCAUGGAGAAUGUGGCAGUCAAGAUUGUAAAGAAACAUUUUACCUGGGCUGGUGAAAGAGAGGCAUUUGCUUUAAAAAAACUCAGAGUUCUUGACCUGAACAAGAGUAACUUGGUGAAGUUUUUCGAAUCCUUUGAGCAUAGAGGCCAGAUGUGUCUGGUUUUGGAAAUGCUGGACAAAAGUCUCCAUGACUUGAUGAUAGAAAGGCGCAAUAGGCCCCUGCGUUUGUCUGAGAUCAGAGUCAUCUCACAGCAGAUGCUGGUGGCUCUGAAUGCCCUCAAGAACAUAGGCCUGGUGCAUGCAGACAUCAAGCCAGACAAUGUAAUGCUAGUUCAUCAUCAGCUGCAGCCCUUCAGGGUGAAACUGAUUGAUUUUGGUAUGGCCUCUCCGGUUUCUAUUGUAAAGCAUGGCUCUAUCAUUCAGGCCCUUGGUUACAGGGCCCCAGAGGUCAUCCUGGGCCUCCCAGUGGACGAGGCCAUAGAUAUGUGGUCUCUUGGUUGUGUAAUGGCCUUUAUGUACCUUGGCCAGCACCUGUAUCCUAUCAGGUGUGAAUAUGAAGUGGUUAGAAUCAUUGUGCAGAUGCAGGGUCAGCCUGGUGAUCACCUGCUAGAUGCUGGGGUCCAUUCUAAGAAAUUUUUCAGCAAGAACCAGGACUCCACAAAACAGGUAUGGAGGCUGAAUACACCAGCUGAAUACAAGCUUGAAACAGGCCAGGAGACCCAACAAAGCAGGGCCAUUUCCAACAAGUACACCUGUAUGGAAGACAUGACGAAGGACCACCCGAAGCCGAAGGCAGACACUGAGUAUGAGGACACGCGGGCAUUUUUAAGCUUCCUCAAACGGACGCUGAGUGUGGAUUCUGUCACAAGAAUCGCCCCCACUGAAGCUCUAGGGCACCGCUUCAUCACAAUGAGACACUUUCCCAGAGACACUGACCCAGACCCUUAUGUGGCAUCAUCCUGUGUGAACAUGAAAGUGUGCCCAUCCCAGGACUCACCAGUUGAAAUCAGCUGCUUUGUAACCUCCAGUGAAGUUUUACACCAUAGCGCGACCACCGCCAGCUCAGAUGCCUCGCCACCAGCUACCACUUGUUGUGAUGUAAAAACCAAUGCUGGCACUAAUGGCAGUGAUGGAGGAACCACAUUCUUCAUCACAGUCAAAACUCAGAAGGCGAUGCUGAAGAGGAUGCUGAGUGUGUGCUGCUGCUUUGUAGAUGUGGAAGAUUAACACCCGGAAAGUGUCCUGUGCAAACUGUAGCCUUCCAGCAAAAAGUCAUGGCACUCGCACGCACACACACACACACACACACACACACACACACACAGA
Messenger RNA from Micropterus dolomieu (smallmouth bass), 1731 nucleotides. RefSeq names its product homeodomain-interacting protein kinase 2-like. The record is from RefSeq and is a predicted model, not a curated record. NCBI's taxonomy places the organism in Eukaryota, Metazoa, Chordata, Actinopteri, Centrarchiformes, Centrarchidae. Gene Ontology annotation, biological process: positive regulation of transcription by RNA polymerase II; smoothened signaling pathway; peptidyl-threonine phosphorylation. Bases 268 to 1632 code for a protein of 454 amino acids. The transcript has 2 exons. Gene Ontology annotation, molecular function: transcription corepressor activity; protein tyrosine kinase activity; transcription coactivator activity. Gene Ontology annotation, cellular component: PML body; cytoplasm; nucleus.